CGUGACCCGGAAGGAGAGUCCGGUGCGCGGCGGGGUCGGGACGUGGGAGGUCGCGGGGCCUUUGGCUGUGUGUAGUGCGCGCGACUCGGCGUUAUCCUCGGCGCCCCUCCUUGAGCUUCUGGUUGAACCUAACAGAAGCUCCGGGGAAGGGCGGAGAGGGUCGGGGCCAGGCCAGGCGCUGCCGGGAUCCGAGCCGGGGCCGCCCGGCGAGCUGACCCAGGAGCUGAAGGCCGGUUGGAGAAGUCUCUUCCAGACCCUGGAGAAAGGAGAAAGCCAGAGAUGGACCUCGUAAGACUUGCCCGGCUCUUCUCUGGUCCCCGCCCUGUGUGGCUGUCUGUCCUGCAGCAUCUCCACCCUCACAGAGCCAAGUGGGCAGGAGGCAGGCGGGGGCCUGCCGAAUCCGCUCAGCUGGCUCUGGCGGCUUUCAGCAGCUCCCCCUCUCAGCCGCCCCUCAGCCAGGGGAGCCAGAAGAACAUGGGCGGCCUCAGCUCUGACCCGAGCCAGCCCAGCCCCACGGCUGCUCAGGAGGAGGAGGAGGAGGAGGAGGAGGAGAGCUUUGGGACCCUCUCCAGCAAAUACUCCUCCCGGAGAAUAUUCCGCAAAUCGACAGCCCAGUUGUACAACCCGCACCUCCAGGAACAGAGCCUUGAGGAAGAUGAGGAGAGGGAGCUGGAGCCAAAACCACAGCGGAGCCCAAGAAACACCCCUUACUGGUACUUCCUCCAGUGCAAACACCUGAUCAAGGAGGGAAAGCUGGCCGAGGCCCUGGACCUGUUUGAGAGGCAGAUGCUCAAGGAGGAGCGUGUCCAGCCCCUGGAGUGCAACUACACGGUGCUGAUCGGGGGCUGUGGGCGGGCCGGCUACCUCAAGAAGGCCUUCAGGCUGUAUAAUGAUAUGAAAAAGCGGGGCCUGGAGCCCUCAGAUGCCACCUACACGGCCCUGUUCAACGUCUGUGCCGAGUCGCCCUGGAAGGACUCGGCUCUGCAGAGCGCCCUGAGGCUGCGGCAGCAGCUGCAGGCCAGAAACUUCCAGCUCAACCUGAAGACGUACCACGCCCUACUAAAGACGGCCGCCCUGUGUGCCGACCUCAGGGUGUGCUUUGAUGUGUUCAAGGAAAUCCUCCACAAAGGUCACGUGGCCACAGAGGAGACCUUCAACUUCCUGCUCAUGGGCUGCAUCCAGGAUAAGAAGACAGGCUUCCGCCAGGCCCUGCAGGUGUGGCGGCAGAUGCUGAGUUUGGGGCUCAGGCCGAGCCGCCACGGCUACAACCUGCUGUUGGGGGCAGCUCGGGACUGUGGCCUGGGGGACCCAGAGGUAGCCUCAGAGCUGUUCCUGAGGCCCAGGGAGGAGACGGUCCUGCUCCAGCCCCCAGCAGGCCGGCGGCGGGCGAGGAGGAGAGUCCAGGCCAGUGACAGUGUGUCGGCCAAGCUGCACGUGGACGCCCUGGAGAGGCAGCUGUUUCUCGAACCUUCUCAGGCACUUGAGGGGCCUCCAGAGCCUCAGGAAGCCAGAGCCUCCAGCCAGACCCAGUCUGAGGUGGAAACCCAGGCAGAGCCUGAACACUCGGGGGCCUUCACCCCCAUGACCCUGGAGCCCCCACCCCCUAGGGUGGAGGUCAACUUGCUGACCCUUGGGGUGGUCCCUUCAGCGGUGGUCUCCUUUGGGGCAGUGGCCACCCCCGCAGACCGGCUGGCCUUGAUGGGGGGCAUGGAGGGCUUCCUGAGCAAGAUGGCAGAGCACGGGCUCCAGCCCGACAUCAAAACCCUCACGCUGCUGGCGGAGGUUGUGGAGCCUGGGAGCCCUGCCGAGUCCUCGCUGCUGACCCUGCUGGACACGUGCCCGGUGGAGGUGGAUGUGACGUUCUUCAACACACUGAUGAGGAAGAGGAGCAAAUGGGGGGACCUGGAGGGGGCCAAGGCACUGUUGCCAGUCCUAGCAAAGAGAGGACUUGUCCCCAACCUGCAGACUUUCUGCAACCUGGCUAUUGGGUGCCGCAGGCCCAGGGAUGGGCUGCAGCUGCUUGCAGACAUGAAGAAAUCCCAGAUGACUCCCAACACCCACGUCUACAGCACCCUCAUCAACGCAGCCGUCAAGCGGCUGGACUACACCUACCUCAUCGCCAUCCUCAAGGACAUGAGGCGGAGUGGGGUCCCGGUCAACGAGGUGGUCAUCCGCCAGCUGGAGUUUGCUGCGAGGUACCCUCCCACCUUCGACCGGUACAAAGGAAAAAACACCUACCUGGAGAAGAUCGAUGGCUUUCGGGCUUACUACAAGCAGUGGCUGAAAGUGAUGCCAGCAGAGGAAACCCCCCACCCCUGGCAGAAGUUCAGAACAAAGCCCCAGGGGGACCAGGGCACUGUGACGGAGGCUGAUGGAGACAGAGGUCUUGCGGACAGGGCUCGGCUCCCCUCCCCACCCCACCAGAGCCGUCCCUCAGGGAGGCAGCCCCUGCCUGCCACUGCUCAGCACACCUGUCCUCGAUCUGUGAGCCCACCCCGCCAUCUGCUGUCACCGCCCACCUGCUGUGUUAGCACACUUGGUGCAGCCACACUCCCUACAUCGUAACUAGUGCCCUGGGGUUGGGCUGAGCGAUGCCGCACUUGGGAGUUUGGGAGAUAGGCUGAAUGCCAGCCACUCCUCUGCCCACUGUGCUGCUCCAUUGUCAAGGCUGGAGCCCUGAGCUUGGCUGUUAUGUGUCCAGCAUCACUCCCGAGGUGCCCAGUCUAGUUCUGGAGCAGGGUUCCAGAAGUCCUUACAGGGUGAGUGGUAACACUGAGUGCCCUUGUGGCAGGCAGAUGGCCUGGGGAGUAGGGUGGGAUGGGGGCGGUGCACACGCUGACCAACUACCCGUUUCUGAUUUAGCCCUCCCACCACUGAGGUGGGUCUCAUCACCCCACUUUAUAGGGGAGGACACCAGCUCAAAGCGAGGUCAGUAGCUUGCUGGGGGUGGAGUGGAGACUGGCUACACACCUACAAACACUGUCCUUGCCAAACCCUGCAGACAGAUUCCUCUUGCUCCCAAAAGGGUGUCCCACAGGACAGCCAGUGACAAAACUCCAUCCCAGUGCAAGAAACACAAAACCCUGUAGACUCAGCAAGGGCAGACCCUGGAACUGAAAACAGCAUCACACUCGGUCACCAAGCCCUCUUGGAGAGGAACGUACCACUUCCAGCUUGCUUUUGGGAACCCGGCAGAUGCAGUUGGUUCCGAAGUUGGUGUCCCGAGUCUGGAUGCAGCGGAGGCAGCACAGGUUCUCGUAGCCCUGCUUCUUCCACUUUGCAAUCAGGUUUUUAUCUGCGUAGCCUUCUCUGAUGCAGUACUCGUAGAGCUCUGUGAGGAGGACAGAAAGCACAUCAGACCCCGGGGGACAGACCUUACCCACCCUUGGCCUGGCGCUACCAUUAGUGGCUGACGCCCCCUUUAUUCAGUGUAGGGAUAAAGGGGGUGAAGAGCGAAAACAAAGACAUGCAUGAAAAAAAUAAAAGGUCACAUGGGGAAUUCAGAACCACCGUGUCUGCUUAAAGAGGUAAUCUGAUGCAUGUGACUAGUUUUUUUAAAUAGCUAUUUGAAUUAUUUGGAAAUUCCCUAGGUCAGCAUCUAUAGUAAUUAUGUUAUUAAAAUUUUAGAACUAUUAAAAAGUUUAUCAGAUGUUGCAAACCGUACCCACCCACCCCCUUUUUUUAUUUGCUGAGGUUGCAAGAACAAGCAGCAUGACUUAAAUAAAUCUGAAAGCCACUCAAGUUCAAAAGGGGACAAGAGAAUCUGGCCAGUUACCUCUGCUUAUGGCUUUGCGCUUGUAGAAGAGGUCAAAGAUGUACCGUGUUUUUUGGUGGUGGAUCCUGAAGAUGGGCCACAGGGACUCCACUUUCCGCUUCCCUUCAUGAGGUUCUGUUUCAGCUGCAGAGAAAAAGGCCUGUGUGUGCAUUGGUGGGUAGGGCUAGUCUGCACAGAAUACAGUUAUUUCUUAAUAACUAAGGAUAAGGAAUAAAUACUUCACACUGCUAGGAUGCUAAAACAAAAACCAUGGACCACAACAAGCGGUGGUGAGGCUGUGCAGAAACAAACCCUCGGACGCUGGGGUGCUGCAGCCGCUGUGGGAGACAGUCUGGUGUGCCUCAGAAGGUUAAAGGAUUACCGUGUGACCCAGCAGUUCUAGUAUAGAGCCAAGAGAACUGAAAACGUCUGUCUACCCACAAACCUGUACACAAAUGCUCACAGCAGCAUUAUUCACGAAAACCCCAAAGUAGAAACCCAGAUGCCCAUCGACUGAGGAACAGAUAAACAAAAUGUUAUUCAGCAAUAAAGAAUGAACUAACUACCAUCCAGGCCACUACACGGACAAACCUAUGAUUCCAUUUAUGUGAAAUGCCCAGAACAGGCAAAUACACAGACAGAAAAUCAGUGGUUGGCAGGGGCAGUAGGUAUUGGAUUUCUUUCUGGGGUAAUAAAAUAUUUUAAGACUGUGGUGAUGGUCACACAACUCUGAAUAUACUAAAAACCACUUAUGCCAACACUUUAAAAAGGUGGAUUUUACAGCAUUUGACAUAUCCCAAUAAAGCUGUUGUUUAAAAUUUUUAAAAAGAUGAUUUGACAUAUUUGACUGUUAGACAACAUAGUUUUCUAAAAAAGCAUUCAAGAUAAUUCUCUAUCCUUUCAGACCUUUUUGUACAUCACAAUUUCACAAGGUAAUUCCGAGCCCACAGACGGGCAUCCUUAUCACGUUACAUCUCAUUUCAUCCCCCAACCAAAGUCCUUUAGGCAUAAGGAAAAGAAAAAGAAAACCCCACACAUUUCCAGAAGGCUGAGGGUCUGCGGGAAGCAAGUGCCCCUUCAGUGUGUGUUCCGGCUAAGGUCAGUUCACAGCUGCCACAAGGAGGGUCUCUCUCCUAGCAGUGACAAGCUGAUCUUUGUCUGCAACCACGUCUCGCGGUUUAGGGCAAAGGAGAAAGGUGACGGGUGGUCAAGCAAACUACACCUCCAUUUCUCCAACUUUUAAGACUCCCUAUUACCUGGGAUUAUAGCUCAGUUCAACAAACAGGACUCUGUGACACUGACACAGGCAUGGGGACAUGAGUGUUCACUCAGCAGGGUGGGGAUGGGGCUCUAGGUGCUCAAGACCCAGCAGUGAGCAAGACCCAGAGCCAAGGGUGCUGCGCCCAGGGCAGGGAGGCAGGUCAGCACUUGGCCGCGAUGUUCACCACCACAGAGAAAAAGGAAACGUGGAAGGGGAAGCAAGCGGGAAGUGGGGACUGCCACUUCAUAUGGGGUGAUCAAAGAAGGCCUGUGGCAAGGGGGCAAGUGAGACCUUAAGAAAGCAAGGGACAAAUAUGCUUCCCAGGAAGAAUAAAUGGCAAAUGCAAAGGCCCUGAGGUGGACCAUAUCGGGGAUCGAGGACCAGCAAGUGUGACAGGUGUGAAGUGAUGGAGAGGGGGAGAGGACACGACCUGGUGGACCUGGAAGACUUUGGAAGGACUUUGGGUUUUGCUCUGAUGGGAGCCCCGACUGGAGAUUGUGGGUAGACAGUGAUAUAAUCUGAUUUAGGGUUUAAAACCCUCACCCAGGCUGCUGCUGCAGGGAGAGAAGCAGCAGGCUAGCACAAUAAUCCAGGUGAAAGGUGAAGAGAGUUGACACCAGACGGGUAGUCGGAUUUUAGAUAUAUAAGUUUUCAAACAUUCUACUGUGCUGAAUUUCAAAUGUACACAAAAGUAGGUACCUGCAAGGACCUAUCACCCAGCUUUGACGAUUCAACCAUAUUUAUCUAGUUCCUCUCACUGUGGAGGACUGGAGUAUUUUAAAACAGAUCUUGAACAUCAUAGCAUUUCAUUCACAAAUAUGUAAGGAUGUGUCCAUAGCCACAAGGCCACCCAUCACUCCUCACCAGCUCCUCAGACCCACCCCGUUUCCACCGAUGGCCUCAAAAAUGCCUCUCGACAACUGAUGUGUCUGAAUCAAGACCCAAAUAACAUGCAGACGCUCAAUUUGGUUACAUUUGGUUGCUUACUACCUAGAACAACAUUCCCUCUCCAUUCUACCCCAUUUUUGAGGAUUUUGGAUGAUUCGGAUGCUUGGAUAUGAAGUAUGAAAGAAAGGGGGGAGGGGUGUCAAGGGUGGUUUACGGCCUGAGACAGGAAGCAGUUUUAGGGUAGGUAAAAAAGAAGUUCAGAUCUGGGCCAGGUGAGUUUCAGAUGAGUUUAGAUAGUCCAGGGGAGACAUCCCACAGCACGUGGUUUAUGAGCCUGGAGCUGAACUGAGGCCCGAGGACACAUCUGGAGGCACAUGGGGCCACGUGUAAAGAGCACGGAAAGCUACGUGACUCGAUGGGACACCAAGGGAGAGGGCAGGUUCCAGGCCUGAGUGGGUGGUGCUGACCACCAGCUGUCAGGGAAAUGGGGAGGAGCCAGUGGAGGGGGGAGCAUUUUGACCUGUCAGGUGGUUCCCUGAGGGGCCACUGCAGAUGCUGACUUUUGUUUCCCCCGCUCCCAUGUUUCACCCCUGAACAAUGCACUAGGGCUGGAGCAGCUUUCCAGGCAGUGGGCGUCUGUCAAAAUAUUUGGUCAUACACACCUAGUGACCCCUUCAGGCAAGGGAUGGUGGACAGACAAGCAGCUGACAGAACCCAAAAGCCUGGAGAAAAACAGGCCGAGGAGGAAGGUUAUUGGGUGACAAGGGGCUUGGAAGGACCACUUGGAGAGAGGGGCGGAAAGAGAGCGCAUGCCUAGGGCAAGACACAUGCUCAGAAAAGACCUGCGAGGCCUCUCGGCUUCACUUCUGGUGGGCUGUGGGCUGUGGGCUCAGGAGCUGGAGGUGAAGCACCCAGAGUAGCACUGAAGGAGGCCCCAGGGGAGUAUCCCAGGGUUUAAGGAAAUCUCGGCCAGCCGCCGGCUGACUGCUGAAAUAAGAGAACAGAGACUUCAGUGACCACACCUGACAAAGAAUACAUUCUUUACAAAAAUAGUUUGGAAAAGUCACUAAACCAACAGAACUUCUGAAGCAAUCAAAAUUCACCAAAAGCAAACCCUGGGGAAGGAAGAGAGAUUUACCAAGUUACCACACUAUAAUAUUCAGAAUGCCCAGUUGUGAGCAAAAAUUGCAAGACAUACAAAGGAUCAGGAAAGUAUGGCCCAUUCAUAGGGGAAAAAAAAUCGACAGCACCAUCCCUGAGGCAGCCCAGACACUGACCUUACAAGACAAGGACUUGAGGUCACCUGCCUUAAAGAUACGCAAAAGCAAUAGGGAAACCAUGGACAAAAACUGAAGAAAACAAUGUAUGAGAAAAUGAGAACAUCAAUAAAGAGAAAGAAAUUAUGCCCAAGUAGAAAUUCCAGCACUGAACAGCAUAGCAACUGGAGCAUAAAGUUCAUCAGAGCAGAGAAGGAGCAGAGUUGAACCGGCAAAAGUAAGAACUGGCAAACUUGAAGAUAUGACAAUUCAAAUUGUCCAAUGUGAGGAACAGAAGAGAAUAAAGGAAAAUGAACAGGGCCUGAGAGAGACCUUGGGACACCACCAAGCAAUACUAGAGCAAGCAUUAUGAGAAUCCCAGAAGACAGAAAAGGGCAGAAAGAUUAUGUGAAGAAAUAAUGGGCAAAACUUCCCAAAUCUGACAAAAGACAUGAAUCCACACAUCUAAGAUGCUCAACAAAUACCUCGUAGGAUAAACUCAAAUCUACAGAGACACAUUAUAAUCAAUCAGCUGAAAGACAAAGAGAGAAUCAACUCAUCACGUACAAGGAAUUCACAAUAAGAUCAAUGGAUUUCCCACCAGAAAACAUGGAGGCAAGAGAGAGUAAGAUGAUGUAUUUAAAAUUCCAAAAAAAAAAACAAAACCUGUCAAACAAGAAUUCUAUCUAACAAAACUACCCUAAACAAACUACCCAACCUAGCUAAACAAAAGCCAAGAGAGUUCAUUACUACCAGAAUGAACUCUAAAGUCAUUCUUUACUACCCUAAAGAAAUAUUAAGGGAGUCCCUUCAGGAUGAAAUGAAAUGACAUUAGAUAGUUAACACAAAGCUGUCCAAAAAAAUAAAAACCCCAGGGAAAAGUAACUACAUAGGUAAAUAUAUAUAGGCGAAUAUAAAUGCCAGUAUUAUUCUAUUUUUGGCUCACUUGUUUUGAUAUCCUACAUGAUUUGAAAGAUAAAUGCAUUAGAAAAUUAUGUUUCGUAUUCCAGUUGACAAAGAAGGCAGUGUAAGACUCUUCAGGGUGCCAUUUCCCCACAUAAUUUUUGAACAACUGGCAAAAACAGGCAGAGCCAUUGUCCUCAAAACUCUAGAAACAGUAACUAGGUGACUGCAGAAUCAAGAAAAUGCAGCUUUACAAAAUCAUUCAAAGAAAAGAGCCAAAAUGUUAGCAGGAAUGUUACCUCUGUUUUCUGUAACAAGUAUGUGUCCCUUUUAUAAUCAGAAAAAAAAAGGGCUGUUUUUAAACUUUUUCAAUGAAUACCUAAAAAGAAAUUUUACACUUACAAAGAAGAACUUUUGAUACAUAGUAAUUCUAAAGAAGAAAAAAAAAGGAGAAAAUGCAGCUUUAAGAGCGGCAGGAGGAGCCUGGGGCCCCUGCUGGCCCCUCCCCAGCAACCCCCUGCACACACUGAGGUGCUUGUACAUUGGUGCCGCUCAGUCCAGGUGGCAGCCUGAAAGACUGAACCACGAACUGGCUGGCCCUCCGAGUUGCCAAGGGAAAAGCAGCUUGCUGGCAGCUAAAGAGAUGUAAGAAACCAUUAAGUCCAAAUGGCCUGGGGCGAAGGAUGGCCUGCUUUAAAGUGGACAAAAGAGCACCCAGGAGGGGGAGAAAGUCUAUUUCACAGGCCACAGAGGGGCACUCUGAAGACUAGGAGCAACCACCAGCCCAGAACAAGAGGCAGGCUCAAGAAAGACAGAGGACCCCACACUUCACAUCGCCUCAGGCUGAUCUCCUUGACAGGAGGGCUAACUGAAGAAGAGCACGGGGCACGAAGAGCCAAUUUGCCAAGAUGGUGAAAGGCACUUUUUGCUUGGCUUGUUUGUUUUUCUUAAGUUGUGGCACUCAAGGGUCUCUGUCCUAUCAGUAAGUACAUUCAAUCUUCAGGAUAGGACAGCUCAGGAGUAAAUCCCAGGAUUAACAUGUUAAAAUAUCAAAACGCAGAAAGUACAACAAAAGAUUAUAAGACAAAGAAACAGGAAAUGAUGGCCUAUCCAAAGGAACAGGAUAAAAAUCAAGAAACCAUCAACGAAGACGACCAGCCUUUGGACAUACCCGAGAAAGACUUUAAUACUCGGUAUACCCAAGGAGAUAAAGGAAAACAUGGAGAAAGAACAUCAGCAUGUCAAGAAGACAAUGAAUAAACAAUAUGAGAAUCUCAAUAAGAAACAGAAAUUUUAAAACAGAACCAAAAAGAAACACAGAUAUUGAAGACCACAAUAACUGAAAUUGAAAAUUCCUUAGAAGGCUUUAACAGCAGAUUGGAGCUGACAGAAAAAGCAGUGAAUUCAAAGCCAAGACAAAUGAAUUCAACCUGAGGACCAGAAACAAAACACAAUUUGAAAAGUAAACAGAGCCUAACAGGCCUGUGGGACACCAUCAAGCACAACAAUAUACGAAUAUGGGAACCCCAGAAGGAGAAAAAAGGGAGAAAAAAAAUCCAAAGAAAUAAUGGCAAAACUUUACUAAAUAAAGCAAAAGACGUAAAUAUACACACACAAAAAAAACAGAAAUCCAGGAAGAUGAUGGAAUAGAACAAGCAUAUCCAAUUUCUCCCAAAUGGAAUAACUAGAAAAAAGGCAGAAAAUGACCGAGAAAGCAGUUCCAGGGUAUGAACGUCCAGAGGACUUCUACAAUAUAUAGGGGGACCUGGAUGAAAAAGAGGAAGAAUAACAAAUGAAAGGACAGGGCGAGUGUAUUCAAUACUAGCAGCCUCCAGGGCUGGCGGCCUGUGGCCGGCAGGAGUGGGAGAGGGAGGAGCUCCGCACUGCCACACUCCCAUCUCCGCGACCAGCUGGGGAGCUAACCCUUCUCAGUCCCAAGCCAGGCACUCCCAUGGGGGAACUCAGGAACCAACAGAUUUGUGUUGGCCACACACGGAGUCCUUGCUACAGUGCGCAGUGCCUCCCCCUUAACCCUGGGGCAGGUCACUUCAGGGGCCUGGUUUUGGGGAGGACUGGGGACCCUCUCCUCAGAAGGAGGGGGGACACAGAACUGAGCUGAGCAGACCCCACAAUUAGCAGGGGAGAGAGACACUGUAUUCUGCUGCCUGUAUACCCUCUCCACGGAGGCUGGCGGCAUGCAUGGGUGGAGGGGGGAUACAACAGAGGGUGCCACACAGAAACACCAAGAGCCCCUCCCCCAGCCCAGAGGCCCAUAGGUGCACGGCGGGCAGGGCUCUUUCAGGCCAACUAAAAGUAAGGCACUUCUGAGCUGACUGAGGGCUGGGGAAGGUGAACCUCACAGCCCCACAGCCCGAGUUUAAUCCCCUUGGAAGCCUGGGAAUCACCUGACCGACCAUGCCCACCCCCAACCCACGGGACUGGCAGUCUCCAGUGUGCACAGAGAACCGCUGUGCUGAUUUGCAUUUCCACCUGGUUUGGACCCUGCCCAGUGUGCAGCUGCAGUCAGGGAACAUGGGCUUGAGGGGAAGAGGUGGCCCAACAGCAUGUGCUGGGAAAACAGGGCAAGCGAACUCCGGUAAACCAUGGUUCUGCCAAAUUUUAUACAGAUGUCCAAACAGACUUGAAUCUCCCCAAAUAAACUUAAGAUAAAAUGCAAAGAAGGCAACAGAAAAUCACAAAGCAUUUGAAGAUCCAAGAAGAUAUGGCCAAGCCAAAUGACCAAAUUAAAAAGACAGAGGAGGCACAGAACUUGGAACUAAUCAAAAAAAUACAUAAAGAUCUCCAAAACAACUCCAAUGGGCUGGCUAAAGACAAAAAGGACAUCAAGAAGACACUAGAAGAGGAUAAAGAAGCAUUUCCAAGGGUAAGCAGAAAAAUAGUAGAUCUUAUGGAAUUGAAAGAUACUGCAGAUCAAAUUAAAAAUAUGCUAAAGAGGACUUCCGGGAAGACAGUGGAGUGGGUGAGGCAGAGCAGACUUCUCCUCUGUGAAAGAAACCAGAGAGGGGCCAGAGGACGCCCGGGACUGUGGUUUCGGGUGUAACUGGCCAUAGAGGGAACCCUGUAGUAGGUGAUGGGGACGCAGACAAAAAUGCGGAGAAAUAGCAACUUGAGGGACUGGCUCAACUCUGCAAAUAAAUUCACCACCCUCCCUCCAACAUGGGACAAGAACCCCCCAGGUGAACGAGUCUCCCUGGCGACAUGGGACAUGUCUUUGAAAUUUACUCUACAGUUACUUUUUAAGUUGUUUUGAAUAGAAAAAGAAACAUAAAUAUAUAUAUACACACACACACACACUAGGGACACAUA
Molecule: messenger RNA, 11389 nt
Organism: Choloepus didactylus (southern two-toed sloth)
Lineage: Eukaryota; Metazoa; Chordata; Mammalia; Pilosa; Megalonychidae
Product: pentatricopeptide repeat-containing protein 1, mitochondrial-like
Exons: 10
Coding region: 280-2565 (761 amino acids)
Biological process (GO): tRNA 3'-end processing
Cellular component (GO): mitochondrial matrix
Molecular function (GO): tRNA binding; protein binding
Source: RefSeq, a predicted model, not a curated record